UCCAGCCGCCUGCGGUACCUGAUCCAUCGCACCGUGGAGAACAUGGAAUUGCUGAGCAGCUUCUCGGUGGGCGAGGGCUGGAGGAGGAGGACGGUCAUCUGCCACUCGGCCGUCAGGCUGCCYGGCGACACCAGGAGUGACCCCAAAGCCGGGCCUAACGCGCCGCGGGGCCAGCGGCCGGCGCAGCCCUGGGGACGGGGUGGCCGCGGGCUCCGGCCCCGCCAGCUYGGGGACAGCCACGGGGACAACGCCCGCGGCUCCGUGGGCUCGGGCAGGAUCACGAGGCCGCCGCGCAGGAAACCGGACAAAGCCCUGUUCGUGGCCAGAGGGAGCCGGAAAAAGGCGAAUUGGAGGGAGCGGGAGCCGGAGGGGGACGGCCCUGAAAAUCCCGUCUGGAACAGCCAGCGAGAGCGGGGAAUGGAUGGGGACAGCCCUGAAAAUCCCAUAGGGAACAGCGAACGGGGAAUGGAUGGAGGCGGCCCCAAAAAUCUCAUUGGGAAGAGCUGGAGGGAACGGGGAACGGACGGGGACAGCACCGAAAAUCCCAUUGGGAGGAGCUGGAGGGAACGAGGAACGGAUGGAGGCAACCCCGAAAAUCCCAUUGGGAGCAGGCAACAGGAACGGAUGGGAACAGAUGGGAGCGGCCCCGAAAAUCCCAUCGAGAACAGGCAGCGGGAACGGGAAAUGGAUCGGGAUGGCCCCGAAAAUCCCAUCAGAAACAGGCAGCGGGAAUGGGGCACAGAUGGGGAUGGCCCCGAAAAUCCCAUCGGGAACAGGCAGCGGGAACGGGAAAUGGAUCGGGACAGCCCUGAAAAUCCCAUUGGAAACAGCGAAUGGGGAAUGGAUCGGAAUGGCCCUGAAAAUCCCAUCAGGAACAGGCAGCGGGAACAGGGAAUGGAUGGGGACAGCCCCAGAGGUGUCCCUGGAAAAGGAGGGAGCGAUUUGGGAGAAGGCGGCGCCGAGCAUCGUCCGUGCCGCGAGAACGCGGCGUCCUUUGGGAACGGCGGCGAUUCCCGGGAACGGGAACAGCGGGAACAUCAGGAUCAUCGGGAUCGGGACUGGCCCCGUUCCCGCCCGGCUGAUGGAGACGAGCGAGAUCCCAGCCAUGUUCCGGAAAGCUCCGUCCCGUCGGAAAAGCACGGAAUGGGCCGGACGGAGCGGGGCGGGGCAGAGCUGGAAACCCAAAAUGCCACCGCUGCUCCGAGCCUGGAGAGCUCCGGGAACGCCGAGGAAACGCGGAGAUUUUCCAUGCGGGAAAUUCAUGAGUGGGAGAAUCCCGAGACCAGUGAGGAGAGAUCGGAAUGGAGCCAGGAGAGAUUUGGGACCGGCCAGGAGAGAUUUGGGAUUGGCCAGGAAGAGCCAAAACCUCCCCAAAACCUCGAGGAAGGC
Molecule: messenger RNA, 1389 nt
Organism: Malurus melanocephalus (red-backed fairy wren)
Lineage: Eukaryota; Metazoa; Chordata; Aves; Passeriformes; Maluridae
Product: R3H and coiled-coil domain-containing protein 1-like
Exons: 2
Molecular function (GO): nucleic acid binding
Source: RefSeq, a predicted model, not a curated record